Messenger RNA from Cicer arietinum (chickpea), 1922 nucleotides. RefSeq lists its product as uncharacterized. Gene Ontology annotation, molecular function: protein binding. Lineage: Eukaryota; Viridiplantae; Streptophyta; Magnoliopsida; Fabales; Fabaceae. The record is from RefSeq and is a predicted model, not a curated record.
UAAACUUGACCUUUCUCAAAACUCAUAGCAAACUUAUAUUAGACACCAUCCAUGUAGUAUAAUGUUUGAGCAUUUCAUUUCACAAUUUGUUGAUCUCUAAAUCUCUUAAAUAAGGAAAAGAAACAAUGACUAGAAAUUGUUUCUUGUUUCUUUUUGCUUUUGUGAUUCUACUUGCUUUGUUAUCUCCAACUUCAGCCACACUACCGCCAGCAAAAAUUGUUACUGGAGUUGUCUCAAAUGUUGUUUCUUCUCUUCUUAAAUGGAUAUGGUCAUUAAAAUCCAAACCAAAACCAAAACCAGUGCAACAUAGUCGCUCCAUGGUGAAAUUUGAGAGUGGUUACAAUGUGGAAACAAUAUUUGAUGGAAAUAAGGUUGGAAUUGAGCCACAUUCAAUUCAAAUAUCUCCAGAUGGUGAAUUUUUGGUGCUGGAUUCUGAGAAUAGUAACAUCUACAAGAUCUCAAGCCCAAUGUCAAGAUAUAGCAAACCAAAACUUCUUGCUGGAUCACAUGAGGGGUAUAUUGGACACAUAGAUGGAAGGCCUAGAGAUGCAAGACUGAAUCAUCCUAAAGGGCUUACUGUGGAUGAUAGUGGCAAUAUUUACAUUGCAGAUACAUUGAAUAUGGCCAUAAGAAAGAUUAGUGAUGAAGGUGUAACUACUAUUGCAGGUGGAGGAAAAAGGGGCCAAGUAGGAGGCCAUGUUGAUGGUCCAAGUGAAGAUGCUAAGUUUUCAAAUGAUUUUGAUGUAAUUUAUGUUAGUACUACUUGCUCACUUUUAGUAGUUGAUAGAGGAAACCAUGCAAUUAGAGAGAUACAACUCAAUCAACAUGAUUGCACAACUACUUAUAAUGAUGAGUAUGACAAUGACAAUAGUUACCCCUUAGGAAUAGCUGCUCUUGUUUCUUCUGGAUUCUUUGGUUAUAUGUUAGCAUUGCUUGUGAGGAGAGUGAAGGAUAUGUUUUCUUCUCAUGAUAAUUCAAGAGCUCCUAUAAGGACAAAAGGAACACCAUUUGCACCUCCUCCUAAGUCAGUUAGGCCUCCUAUAAUCCCAAGUGAAGAUGAAUUUGAGAAACAAGAUGAGGGUUUCUUUGUUUCACUUGGAAGGCUUUUAGUGAACUCUAGUUCAUCCAUGGGUGAAAUCUUUUUGAGCUUGUUCUUAGGAUCCAAAAAGAAACCACUCUCAUAUCAUCAAUACCAACAACAACAACAACUCCAUUAUGCAAAUAGAAAUUUGAAUUCAUGGCCUAUGCAAGAAAGUUAUGUCAUUCCGGAUGAAGAUGAACCACCUCCUAAUGUAGAAACUAAAACACCUACGCAAAGGAAAGCAUAUCCGUACACAAACAAAGAAUUGGAAAUGUUGGGAAAAAUCAGAGACAACAGUCUAUACGAAUCAAAUAGUUUUCCUCCACCUGUACAGAUAAAUAGACAAACAGAAAAUACAAUUCCACAACGUAAUCAUGCAUACAUGAACAUGUUAGAUAGUGCUUAUGAUGAACAACAACAACAUCGACAUCAUCAACAACAUCAACAACAACAACAUUCUAAGAUGCAACACCAACAACAUCAUCAGGUUCAAACUCGAUACUCUUCGACAACUCCCUCAAGUUACUAUGAGAAGAAUUGUGAGACAAAUGAGAUUGUGUUUGGUGCAGUUCAAGAACAUGAUGGAAGACGCGAGGCUAUGGUGAUAAAGGCGGUGGAUUAUGGAGAUCCUAAAUAUAGUCAUCAUAAUAUUCGUCCUAGAUUAAAUUAUGUUGGUUACUCUCAUAAUUAUUGAAAGAUUAGUUAUUAGUAUGAUGAUCAAACACUUAGUACAUGAAGUGAUAGUAAUGUAUGUUUGUUUUAUAUUAUCUAGCAUAGAAGAAGCUGUACUAAAAGUUUUGAAGGAGAGUUUUACCAAUCAUAUAAUUCUAUUUGAUUUGAA